AUGCCUCGACGAGGACGUUCUGCAAGUCCACCACCAGCGCCCCAAAGGCGGGCUGCUCCUCCACCAAGCCGUGUGCCUGCCCCUGCACCGCCUUCUAUGCCGGCAACUAGCGUUGCUCAGCCUCAACAACCUUCUAUGUUCAGUCAAAUGGCCGCAACAGCAGGAGGUGUUGCCGUAGGCUCAGCCGUGGGUCAUGUGGCUGGUAGUGCUCUUACAGGAAUGUUUAGUGGCGGAGGUAGCAGUGAGCCAGCUCAACAGCAGGCUGCUCAGCCAGCCCAAGCCACUUACCAGCAAUACGAGGGUACACAGCAACCCCAAGGACCCUGUGCUUGGGAAAUUAAGCAGUUCCUGGAAUGUGCCCAACAGCAAAGUGAUCUUUCUCUUUGUGAGGGAUUCAAUGAAGCUCUUCGUCAAUGCAAAGUCAACAACCAUCUUUAA
Messenger RNA from Pieris macdunnoughi, 438 nucleotides. The record is from the annotation of a GenBank genome assembly. NCBI's taxonomy places the organism in Eukaryota, Metazoa, Arthropoda, Insecta, Lepidoptera, Pieridae.